This is a messenger RNA of Leptosia nina, 477 nucleotides long. NCBI's taxonomy places the organism in Eukaryota, Metazoa, Arthropoda, Insecta, Lepidoptera, Pieridae. The record is from the annotation of a GenBank genome assembly.
AUGGUCAACUACAAGAGGAUCGUCUGCGAGGCCGCGGUGCUGGCUGCCCUACUUAGUUUAGCAGCAGCAGCACCUGUCCCUGACUGCGAAAAGUCAGAGAAACACUUCGAUCAGAGGCAGAACGGUACUGAAAAUUAUCGCUUGAACAUCGACGGAGUCGUCAUUGCUGUAGCCCCGGCUGAAUCCCUCCUAGCUGCUGCGUCAGAUAUAGAUCUUAGUGAUCUUCUUGAUAUCGAAGACUUCAAUGAAUUGAAGCCUAAGCCACCGAACAAGCCGAUACGCCCGAAGCCAGAAGAUGAUAAGCCGUUGGAGAAACCUGAUGAAAAACCUGAAACGCCACUAAGUGACGUCACGCUCACCAAUGAGGUGAAGCAGAAGAAGGAUGCCUCACAGCGUAAUAAAGAGAAGUCUCAAAGAUUAAAGUAUCGUCUUGCCAGCAUGCUCUUACCACUUUUGAGAAGAAACCGGAACCACUAA